This is a messenger RNA of Paramecium sonneborni, 5061 nucleotides long. NCBI's taxonomy places the organism in Eukaryota, Ciliophora, Oligohymenophorea, Peniculida, Parameciidae. The record is from the annotation of a GenBank genome assembly.
AUGAUUACAUAACUAAAUAAGAAAAGCCAAAUCAAUUUGAAAGUAUUAAUAUUAGAAAGAUUGCUACAUUUAUAUUACUUUGUAAGUCUUUAAAAGAUUAUCUUUUAUUUUAUUAGCAUUUUAGGUGAUUUAUAAAGCAUCACUUUUUUAUGGGUUCCUAUUUUUGAAUCCAAGAAAUUAACAUUUUUUUCAAAUAAAAUUAAUUAUGAGUCAUUUAUUAUUUACUUUAGCAGAAUAGAUGAAUUGAUCAAUUAUUAAUUUGAUUCAUCUUUACAGUAUUAUAUUAUUCCACUCUUAAUAUAAAUUUUAAUGUUUUUUAUACCUUUACUCAUAGUGAUUUAUUUAUAAAAUAAAUAAAGGAUACUAAAAUUUACAAUAGUAAAUUACUACUUAAAAUUUAGCUCAAUAUUUUUUUAAAUAUUUCUCACCUAUUUAUUUGUACCAUUUAUGAUAUUAUCUACUUAAUCUAUAAUAAUUGCAAUAAGUUUUAAUAAAUCCAUUUUUAAUGUAAUUUUAUCCUCAUUUUCUCUAUUAUUAACUUUUAUUAUUCUUAUUAUAAACUUAUUGCUCAACAGAGAAACAAUUGAUUUAAAAGUGAAUAGAUUCUAAAAAUUUAAUUAAACCUUUUUAGAUUAUCUAUAAAUAAUUUUGUUGAUAUUGUAAAUAUUUAUUUAUGGCAUUAUUAAGGGUGAAGUUAAUGGAUUAAUUUUAUAGAGUAUUUUAGUUCUUACAUUAUCAUUAAUUAAUACCUUAUAGGUUUUCUAGUUAGAAUACAAUGAUAUUAUAAGAGUUAAAAUUAGUUUGAUUAUUUCAUCGUUUGGGUUUAUUUCAUCAAUUUAUCGUUUAUUACAGAAUCUAAAAAAAGAUUCAAUAUCUAUGUUUACAAAUACUGGAAUAAUAAUCAUUUUUAUAUCAUUAAGUAAAUUAUUGUUAAAUUUUUAUAAUCAAAGAGAAGAGAGACUAUAGAAUAAUAUAAUUUAAAUAAAGUAAUAUAAAAUAAUAAAGUUUUAUUUAUCCAGACUCAUUAAUGAUGAUUUUCCUAAAAGUGAAAAAAAAAUGAAUAAUUCUAUCAUAUAACAUUGGAUAAAUAAGAUUGUUGAUUAAAAUAUAUAUGAUACAUAAGAAAAGUCAGCAUAUUAAAAUAUAUUAACAUCUCAAAAUUUAGAUGUAUUUAUUUAAAAAAAACUAAAAUAAUAUGUAAAAAAUAUAUCAAAAGUUAAAGGAUUUGAUUUACAUUAUAUAGCAUUAUUGAAUAAUUUUGGAUUCUCCAAUUUAGCCUUAAUUUAAAUAAAUUCCUUAAUUAAUAAAAAAUUAAUUUAAUCAAAAUAUAAAGGUUUUUUAGGAGAAAUUGAAGUUCCAAGUAGUGGUGUUGAUAGUCCUUAAAAAUGUGCAGUUCAUUAAUCAGUUUCUAGUAAAUCUUUACGAUCAAAUACAGAUGAAAUCAAUGAUAUAGCCAAAAAAGCUUAAAGUAAGAAAAGCAAAUUAUUAUUUGUUGGUGAUUAUCAUUUUUCAUCAUUAAAUAUAGCAAAAGCUAUUUAUUUAAAAAGUUAGAUCAAAGAAAAUUUAAAGUUUAAAUUUUAUGAGAAAAACAAUACCAAAAACUAAUUAAAAGAUAUGAAGUUGGGUGUCGAAUUAUUUUUAAAAAAUGAAAAAAGAAAUUAGGGAUUAUAAAAUACAAUAAUAGAAUUGAUAAAUGAAAAAAUAAUUUUUACAUUAUAAUUUACAACUAAAAAAGCUAUUGAUGCAGAUGAAUUAUUUAAUAAUGCAAUAAAACUUAGUUAAACAUAAUUAAAUUUAGAGAAUAAAUUAUUCUUUAGGUAUUAACAAUUUCCAAGUUUAAAAUUAUAAUCAAUUUUAGUUUUUUAUUAAGGCGAGAUUCUAAGUAAUUAUAUUGAAGCUUAGAAAUUUAAAAAUUUAACAUCAAUACCUGAAGAAUAAUUAAUUAACAUGAAUGCUAAUAUUAAGACAGCCUUUUUCUCAAAAAAAGUGGUUUACUUAAAUUUAUAAUUAGAAUACAAUUAAAACUUAUUGAUAACAAGUAAAUCUGAAAAUUCAUUAAGAUUUUUUUAAAUAUGUCCAGAAGAAUCUAAAAAUUUUACUUUUAUUGAGAGUAUUCUUCCAUUGGCUAUAAUAAAUGAGCAUAGUUUAUUAGUAUAAAGAUUCAUAUAAACAAGCAACUCAAAAUUUUAUUUAAGGUUUCACCAAACUUUUUUUAAGAUAAAUAAUUUAUUAAUAAAACCAUGUUAACUUUUAUUUGAUAUACAUUUUGAUAAUAUGAAUCAUUAUAGAUUUUCUGCAUUCUUUUCAGAAUGUAUCAUUCAAUAUGCAUAUUUAUUAGUAGAUAUAAAUGAAAAAGUUGGGGGAAUAACAGAGAGUUUUUUUGAAAAGUUAGGAUUAAAUGAAAAUUAUUAAAAUUAAUUUAAUAAAUAGGAUUAAACAUAUUUAUAAAUAGAUUAUAUGAUUCCAAAUUUUAAAAAAUUAAUUGAAACUAAAUAAUAAAAUGCAAUAACAGAAUUAAGAUUCUUAAAGGAAGCAUUUUUAUUAGAAAAUGAGAUAAUGAGAAGUUAAUUUAAGUAGCAAUCAGUAAUAACAACUAAUUGGUCUAAUCUUGAGUAGGUUUAUUUAUAUGAGGCAGAAAUAAAUAUUUAAUACUAGGAUAUUUUUGGUUUUAACUAUUUCAUAAUAGAAGUAAAAGAUGUUAGAUAAUUAAUAAAUUCAAAAAGAUCAUAAAUUUCAAGUAAAAUAAGAAAAUAAGAAGGAUUAGAAGAGUAUUUUGAAUUAUCAGAAUUAUCUGAAAUUGAAGCUAUUGCAUAAUCUCCAAAAAUUUCAAAAUAAUAAAACAUAUUUAAGAUUUGUUAUUAUGAAAAUUCAGAGAAGAUAAAAAUAAAACAAAAAAUAGACGAGAAUGUAGAAGAAAAAUAACAAUAAGAAUAAGAAAAAUAAGAUAUAUCCUUUUAAUAAAAUAAUAUAUUAAGUCCAAAUUUUAGUAAUGCUCCUUGGUAAGAUUAAUCACAAAUUCCAUUAUAAAUAUAACAAAGUAGCAUUUAAUAAGAAUAUUUUCAUAAAGAAAUUGAUAAUGAAAAAUCUCUUUCUGUAUAUUAAUCAAGGAAUAUAAAAUUGGAAGAAUUAGAAGAAGAAUUUAAAAGAAGUAAUGUAAAGGAACAGAUUAGUGUAAAUUAAAUUAAGAAUAUAUAGGAUGAGAAAGAAUAAUAAUCUUCAUCUAAUAAUGGAUUUAAAGGAAUAAAAUAGUCAAUAUUUUAUAAAAAAUAUGAGACAAUAGUUCAAUUAAUAGAACCAAUAAUACCAACAACUUUGAAAUUGUUCAUAUUAUUUUAAGUACUCACUUACUUAAUUGCAUUAUCAUAUUUUAUGAUAAUUCUAGGUAGUGCCUAAAUAGAUCUUCAUAGAUUUAUAGGUGAAAUUGAUAUGAUUUAAUUACAUGCAGGAAUAAUGAAUCCUCAUGAUUUAUAUUUGUAAAUAAGGUAACCAAUAAUUACAUAUAAUUCAUUUUUAUAAGCAGGAAAAAUAACAAAAGCAGAAUUCAAAGAAUUAACAGAUCCUUUGUAUGAGAAUGUUGGAAUUGGUUAUUAUGAAUUUAAAGAUGGUUUUAUCUAUUGGUUAAACAAUGAAUAUUUGACUCCAUUUUUAAAGGAUAAGAAUAUAACUGUAUAUUAUAUGUAUCAUAAUGGAUCCGAAACAUAUCCUAUAAUUUAAAAUAUUAGAGAAGCAUUAAUGGGUACAUUGUCAUAUUAUUAUGACUUCAAAUUAAGAUUCGAAGCAAGAUUGAGUACAGCUAAUUAAACAUAUUAGGUAUAUCAAUUUGCUAAUAUUUAUAAUUUUCAUUUCUGGUUAGAAGACUUGACUAUGGAAGUUUAUUAAUACUCAAAAAAUCGUUGUAUAGAAGUUAGUAAUAAAUGGAAUAUGAUUUGGAUUGUAUAUCUUUUAGUUAAUAUUUGUCCAUUGUUUGCAAGCUUAUUUUACUAUAGAAUAUUCAAUUCUAAAUUUGAUUAAUUUACAAGUCUUUUUAAAUAUUGUUCAUCCUAUAGAAUGGAAUAAGAAUUGGAAAGAUUAAAGUAUAUUUUAAAAAUCAUAAAUAAAAAUAGUUAUUUACUAUUUAAUUACUAAUUUUAUAUAGAUUAAAAAGAAGAGGAAAUUACUAAAUAAAGAUAAGAACAUGAAUAAUAAAAAGUUAAAGAGAUUAAAGUUUAACCUUAAUUUAAAAAGAUAUCCUUUGGCAUUAAGUUUAUUUUAGUAAUCAUAUGCUGGAUGGUUUUUUUUGCAUUGAGUUUAAUAUCUAAUAUUUAAAUAGGAGAAUAUUUGAAUAAAUUCUCAGCAACAGCAGAUGCCUAUAAAUUGAUAUCAGAUAUGUCUUUAUAUGCAGGAACUCUUUAUAGAAAUAGAGAUUUUGGACUUGCUUUUGCUAAUUAUCCUUAUCUGAGACCUUUUGAUGUAGAAAAGUUUUAUUUUACUAUCAAUACUGGUUUAUUAACAAUUGAUUAAUUCUUACAAUUUUCUUACAAGUUUGAUUCAACCAAAUAUUAAACCUCAGAGGAAUUCUUAAAUUUUUUUUAAUCUUUAUAGGAAAACAAUAUUUGCAUUGUUUUAGGAGAUGACCAUUUGGGAUUUCUAAAAUAAUAUUGUGAAAAAUCAUUAUAAGGUACUUUAUAGUUAGGAUUGUUUCCUACAUUAAAAUAUAUAUCUAAUUCUAUUUCUAUUCAAAUGCAAAUUAAUAAUUUUACAAAAAGAGUAGAAUUUAAUAAAUAUGAAAAUGAGGGCAGUCUAAUAGUUCUUAGAGCAUUCUAAUUGAUGAGUAAAUAAUUUAAAAAAGGUAUGGUUGAUGUCACAGAAUAAUAAAUUAUGAUAUGUAAUACUAUCUCGAUCAUUUUUAUUGUUUAUUCUUUGUUAUUAAUGGCUUAUUUUCUAUUUAUUUUUAUGCAACAAUUAAAAAUAGAUAUUAACUUAGCAAGAAGAUUUAUUUUGUUAAUACCAUCUAAUGUUUUAUUCUUGGAUGAUUAAUUUGAUAGACAUGCUAGAAUUAUCAUUGCAAACUAAGAAUACUGA